CUGCUGAGCUGAGCUUUAUUGGCUAUUGAGGACACCAUGUUUGCCUUUGUUCACAAAUUAUAGCCUACCGGGACGGUGAGACAAGCUACUGUGUUUGGUGUUUGUGCGUCAUUUCAGUGGCACACAAUAGACUAUGUAAGCUGUUGCUUCAUGUGAGGAAUCCAGACUAGAUUGUGCCUGUUUUUGGGCUGUUUUUGAGAGCUUUUUGAUAACAACUGGGUGGGAACAAAAGGAACACUUGAGAUAAACAAGCUGAAUAGAUUUUGUGUGAAGCUAAUCUCUACCCAACAAAACGGUUUCCUGAAAAAGAAAAGUUGGCUGUGGAAGAGCUUUUGUUAUGCGCAGAUAUGUUGCUUAGUCUUUCAUCCACAGAUAAGACAGCAGCCAUUGUCUGACGUUCCUUUCAUCUGGCUUUAAAACAUCUAAGCCCUGCCUCAUACGCGACAUCUUGAAGCUAGGUCAUUUGGUUGUCUUAGAGGAGCCACUUCAAAGUGCUCGUUAAAAUGAUAUUUGCUAUUGAUUUGAUGGGCUAGAGAAAGCCAUUUCAUCAUGUUUUGAAAUGUAACCCUACAACCUGAUUUUUUUUUUUUUUAACUUACUUUAAUGUUAGGAAGCAAGAAUGCUGAUGUCACAAGCUUUUUUGUGGAGAUUAAUAAGAUUAAUUCCUAAGAAGCAGCUCACAAAUCACUGUAGCUAGAACAUCUCUGAUUAUGCAUUUGUAGCACAACAUUUAAGAAUGGUUGAAAGUAAUGUCCUGUAAAGCAUACACGGCUUGUAGUUAAUGGGCUGAAACAUACAGAUCCACAAGUUUGAAUCUUUUCAGUCACGGCACAAACUUUAAAAACUGUUUUUAAAUCUAAAGCAGCUUUAGUAAACAGGGAAAUGAUGAACACUGAGGGUUCGACUUUGCUUCAUUUCAUGUAAAAGGAACCCACUUUACUUUCUGUGGCAUGUUAAAAGGAUGUGAGAUCUACCAUAAUAAACAAACCCCAGUUCGAACCAUUGUUCUCUGGAGGUGGAAGGAAGUAGAUAAACAGCAUUCCCUGCUGAAAGCUUCGAAAGACGUUCAGUCGCGAGUGCAGUCCGGUCAUUUGGCUGUAGGUUACAGCAAGAGAAGAUUAGUUUUUUCCCUUUUUUUUCAACUUUGUUUCCACUGUUGUAUUUCUUUAUUCUACACACUGAUGGAGGUCUCCUGCCUGGAGCUGGCGUUGGAGGGUGAGCGGCUCUGUAAGGUGGGCGACUACAGAGCGGGCGUCUCCUUCUUUGAAGCUGCCAUCCAAGUGGGCACAGAGGACCUACAAGUGCUCAGUGCUAUCUACAGCCAGCUUGGCAAUGCUUACUUCCACCUGCACGACUACGCCAAGGCCCUGGAGUUCCAUCGACAUGAUCUCACCUUGACCAGGACAAUUGGUGACCUGCUUGGAGAAGCCAAAGCAAGUGGAAACCUUGGUAACACGUUAAAGGUUCUGGGGCGAUUUGAUGAGGCUGUGGUUUGCUGUCAGAGACACUUGGACAUCGCCAGGGACAUUAAUGACAAGGUGGGGCAGGCGCGAGCUCUCUAUAACUUUGGGAAUGUAUACCAUGCCAAAGGGAAAAGUAUCUGCUGGAGCGGAGCUGAGCCUGGAGAUUUUCCAGAAGAGGUGAUGACAGCACUGAGGAAGGCAGCAGAGUAUUAUGAGGCAAACUUGGUGAUAGUGAAGGAGCUUGGAGAUCGAGCCGCUCAGGGUCGAACUUACGGCAACCUCGGCAACACACAUUACUUGCUGGGCAACUUUCGCAAAGCCGUAGCGUCUCAUGAACAGCGUUUGCUUAUUGCUAAGGAGUUUGGUGACCGCUCAGCAGAAAGACGGGCUUACUGCAACCUGGGGAACGCUUACAUCUUUUUGGGGGAAUUUGAAAUAGCAGCUGAGCAUUACAAGAGGACACUGCAGCUGGCGAGGCAGUUGAAAGACCGAGCCGUGGAGGCCCAGGCCUGCUACAGUUUGGGCAACACCUACACACUUCUCCAGGACUAUGAGAGAGCCAUCGACUAUCACCUCAAACACCUCAUCAUAGCUCAGGACCUCAAUGACAGGAUUGGGGAGGGCCGUGCAUGCUGGAGUCUUGGAAAUGCUCACACUGCACUCGGAAACCAUGACCAAGCCAUGCACUUUGCUGAGAAACACUUGGAAAUCUGCAGAGAGACUGGAGACAGGAGCGGAGAGCUGACGGCUCGUAUGAACGUGUCAGAUCUCCAGAUGGUUCUGGGUCUGAGCUACAGCACCAAUAACUCCACUCUGUCUGAAAACAAGGACAUAGACUACAACGUACACGGAGCAAGGCCCAGGAUGAGCAGACGACACAGCAUGGAGAACCUGGAGCUGAUGAAGCUCACUCCAGACAAGAUGAAUGGUCAAAAGUGGAACAGUGACAUCCUGACCAAACAGUCCAAACCCUCCCUGGCUAAAAGCUCCUCCAAGCUGUUCUUUGUCAGCCGCCUGCGUGGGAAGAAGUACAAGGCUGGUGGCAGCAGUAAGGUCCUCCAGGACACGAGCAACACCCUGGACACCAGCCAGAGUUCUGCACAGGGACCGCAGAAACGACUCAGUCCUGACAUGCUCGGAGACGAGGGCUUCUUUGACCUGCUGAGCCGUUUCCAGAGCAACCGUAUGGACGACCAGCGUUGCUCGAUACAGGAUAGAGGCAGCAGGUUAUCACUGAACAGCGGUCCAGAGUCGCCUCCCCGAGCCAUCAGGAAAUCUGUGUCAGAGUCUGUCAACGUCUCGAGUGCCCACGGCAGGAGGUUAGAGGAGUCGUCAGCAGCGGGGGGAAGCCUGCCCGGCCUCAGGCUCAAUCAAAACAGCAGCCAGGCCGUACUCAGCCACCUGAUGGCCAACGCUGACAACGCUGAGCCUGAUGAUGACUUCUUCGAUAUGCUUGUCAAGUGCCAGGGAUCCCGUUUGGAUGACCAGCGCUGUGCUCCUCCCCCUCCUCCGGUCCGAGGGCCCACUGUACCCGAUGAGGACUUCUUCAGCCUCAUCAUGCGCUCUCAGGCCAAACGGAUGGACGAGCAACGUGUCACUUUGCCUUCUGCUGCAAACACUGCAGCCAGGCCCAGCUCCAGCUCCAACUGAGCUAAACACUAAACGGACAGACAGGGUUGUGCGUCCAGAGCGUGACGGUGCGGUCAGCCGAGGACGAGAGGAAGGACAGGUCUUGUGUGUGCCAUCGACACUGAAUCACCUUGUCGCCGUGUUCUCCCACCACAGUUUGAGGCAACUGUUUGGUCAGGUCACCUGGAAAUACAAAUAGGACACAGAAAACCAUGAAACACAAUCUACUUAGGAGUCACAAGACAAAAUAUCUGAUGACUGCAUGAUGAUGGUUUGACAGAGAACCUUUUGCAAAAAAAAAAGGCAGGCUGAGGCAUCUCUUAAUGAGUCACUGAAUGUUAAGAGUGUAAGGAGAUAAUCCGAGGAGCUUGUCAUAGUUACAGGGACAUUGUGCAGUUAUCAAUACUACAGAAAUCUUCAAAGAAUUCAUGGAUCCAGACUACAAGCUGCAUCACUGACUAAAUCUAAUCACUUGGUCCUUGUGUCAUUUCUGACCUUCCCUGAAAAUUUCAUCGAAAUCCGUUAAUCCGUUCUUGAGUGAUGCUGCUAACAGAGAGGCAGACAAACCAACGGCAAUCGUCACAUAAUUUGUAAUGAGGUAUACCACCACAUAAUAUUCUAUCCACAUCCUCCGUUCCUAAGUACCACAGGAUGUCCCACGUAAAGACACAAAUGCUGGAUAAAGCCUGCGACUACUGUACGCCUUCUGAUAGCAGAUAAUUUACUUCAGAUCAGACGUACCUUGGAGGUUGGUGACCAUGACCUUUGUGUCAUAGGAACCGGUAAGCAGGUAGUGUGCUCCGGGAGAAAACCUAACAGAUCUAACGUCGCUGGUGUGUGGCCGGUACACUUGGACGAUGCGCCCUCCUCUGAUGUCAUACAGCAUGCAGGCACUGUCUUCCUGUCCUGUUGCUAGGAGACGGCCACUGGGAUCCACUGCUACCGAGGCAACGGGACUCCCUGUGUGGUAAAGGAGAGGGGUGGAGACGUAUGAAUACUAAUAAAAUCAUCCCAUUACAAUCAGCGGUACCUCCGGUAUCACUGCUUGAAAUUUCCAAGGCUUUGCUGUAUUAAGAGCAACAUGGAGGUGAAACUCAGGACACAUGUGGAGCUGUACCUGAGCCAUGGAAAGCAGUUCCCACCACUCGCACACAGCUGGGUACCCUGAGGUCCCAGAAACGCACCGUCUUGUCUUGAGAGCCAGAAGCAAUCAUCCAGCCUCCCCACGUGUACAGAGACAGAAUGUGACCUGGACAGAAAUUACACAUUAAACACAUCUCAGGGGCAAUAUUCCUGUCUGGGUGGAAAGAAGAAGCAGUCAGUGUACCUGUGUGUCCGCUGAGGGCGUGCAGACCCUGUCCUCUCUGGCAGUCUGUGGUGUAGAUGUUACAGUCUCCUGCUCCGGCGCUGAUCAAGAUCGCUCCUCCACUCUCUGGACCCUCCAUGAAGGCCAGGUCUCUGAUGGUGCCGUCAUGCAUGCUGAACUCCAGGUCUGGGCCUAGCGCACGUGAAGACACGUUGCAAAACUGAGAAUGCUGACGACAUCGAACGGGACUAUCAUCACGCGUUCACGCAGAGGACGCUCACCUGUAGCGUUGCACGUCUCUGCACUGAAAGAAGAUCUUCAGCUGACUGUUACCUCGUGUCCAGUGUUUCUGGAUAGGCGCAAACACGUAGAGUUUUGGAGUUGGAUCCCACGGCAUACAGAGAUCCAGACGGGUGAAAGGCAACAGCUCGAACAGCCUGAGUAUCUUCCAAAGAGUGCACUGGAACUUCUCUGUGAGGCUGUGCUGCAUGUCGCUGGGCGGCGGCUCCUGCUGGACCCCACCCUCCAGCAGCAUCUGUUGGUACAUCUGCCUCUGCUGCUGCUUCUGCUCCAGGUGCUGCUGCACGCGAAGACGCUGCCGAGCCAGCUGAUGGUGCGUCCUCGCCCGGAGCUGAGGCAGGACGCAUGUUCUGAGCUCCACCUGAGCUCAUCAUUUUAUCCACGGGCGUGUCUGUCCUUGACCUUCACAAAGAAAACACAGACAAGGCCUUACACAAAACAGAGAUCAAAAUCACAUUUUGAGACAUACAAAAACACGCUUAUGUUCUAAUCUGAGCUCUUACGUUUCAGGGGAUUCCUCAAAGAUGCUGUGGCAGUCGGAGCUCUCCAUCAUGAGACUCCUGCUCAAGCUCUGCCCUGCUGUUCCAGGGUAAUGGAAAUUUGCGAAUGAGUGGGACAUGGGGGAGACUCCUUUACCCGGCGCUACCUCCCCACAGCUUGCCCUCUUAUCCUGGCCAGAAAGCCCGUAGGACAACCCGUCCAACGCUGGGUUCAAUGAGCGUGACAUCAGAGAAACGUGAUGCUUUUUGAAGCAGCUCUAUCUUCAGGAGCAGACCGGAGGCACAGAUGACUUUUAAAGGUCGGUUUCUUGUGCCUGUGAGCUUCAAUACUAAUGAGCCACAAAAAGAACAAGUGUUGGUGGGAUACUACUAAGUCAGCUACAAAGACAGUAUCUGCUGGCUGCACAUGUUUUCUGUCAGACAUGUUGGGAUGUCACCAGCUGAAUGAACUGCAAGACCUCAUCCCACUGGCCAUCGAGGACCAGUUGCCUAAACAAAAACGUCCCACAAAGAGCCAGCAUGCUGAUGUGCAACUUUCUGGAGUUAAGAAAAUCCAGGAUCACCUUGAUGAUCUCCACCUCCUUCACAUUUAUGGUUUCUUCUGCUGUCAUGGUGACAACGGGCAGCCAAUGACAAGAGCAACGAAGCUGAACACAAAAAGCACAACAAAAAACAAUUACAAUAGUUUCUAGUGUCGGUUAUUUCAGGCUACAGGCAAAACAAAACCCUGAGGUCACUGAAGCAGCCUUGUGACUGGAUUCUUACGGAUUCAUGGGCGAGAAUGAGAAAAUGAAAACCGCAAGAGUUAGAUAUUGGUUUUGUUUAACCAACUUUCACCAUAUUGUGAUCAUGUUAUAUGACCGUAGUUACUGUCUGGUCUCAAGUAAUCCAUAAAAGUGGGACACAGUUCA
Amphiprion ocellaris (clown anemonefish) is the source of this 6109-nucleotide messenger RNA. RefSeq names its product G protein signaling modulator 2 (gene gpsm2). The transcript has 22 exons. Bases 951 to 3113 code for a protein of 720 amino acids. Gene Ontology annotation, molecular function: protein binding; GTPase regulator activity. NCBI's taxonomy places the organism in Eukaryota, Metazoa, Chordata, Actinopteri, Pomacentridae. The record is from RefSeq and is a predicted model, not a curated record.